This is a messenger RNA of Saprolegnia parasitica CBS 223.65, 540 nucleotides long. RefSeq lists its product as hypothetical. Gene Ontology annotation, biological process: rRNA base methylation; tRNA methylation. The record is from RefSeq and is a predicted model, not a curated record. The transcript has 3 exons. The coding region runs from base 1 to 540 and encodes 179 amino acids. Lineage: Eukaryota; Oomycota; Saprolegniomycetes; Saprolegniales; Saprolegniaceae.
AUGGCAGCCAUCGACGACCACCUCAAGGACCGCGAGAACCGCAUGGUCAUGAUGGAAUACAUCAUGCUGCGCGGCGUCAACGACGCGCUCGAGACCGCGCACGACCUCGGUCGGCUGCUUGCCGGUCGGUCGGUGCACGUCAACUUGAUCCCGUACAAUGCGACCGAUGUCGACGCCGAGUAUCAGUCGCCGACGAAGGAAGAGAUCAUGGCCUUCCACGGCAUCCUCCGCACGGAGUACAACAUCAAGGUCACGGUGCGUGAGAACCAUGGCAUGGACAUUGACGGCGCGUGCGGCCAGCUCGCAGUCAAGAAGCUCGACGACGCGCUCCCCAAGACCAACAAGAAGCCGGUCCAGCGCGAUAUCGAAGACCUCGGUGCCACGUCCCGCUCGCCCAAGAGCGGCGCGGGCAAGAAGGCGUCGACGCGGGGCAUUCCAACGCCGCCGGCCACCAACGGCGUCCCGACGUCGCUCCUUGUGGCCGGCGCCGCCUUGGUGCUGCUGCCAGCGAUCGCGUACGUGCUGCGCAAGCGGCUGUAA